AUGAUUACAAAUGUUUGUGUUUAUGGUUCAUGCGAUAUAUUUUUUUAUAAUAAAUGUCCAUUACCACCGGUUACAAUCAAAAUAAAUGUUGCCGAAUUUUGUCGUGAAGCUAAAAAACAUGUUGAUUGUGUGAAUAGACGUUUAGAAAAUUGUACUGAAGUUCAAGAAUAUGGUCCAGCUUUAGAAACUUUAAAAUUAACAUUUAAAGUUUAUUUAAUCCAAGCAACAUCACAUGGUUGUCAUGAUCUUCAUGAUGGAAUACGAAUACCACGACGACUUCCACGCACACGACAUACAACAACAAAAAAACCUCGUAGACGUAAACAAAAAAAACGUCGAACAACAAUAGCUGUUGAAUAUCAUUGUCGAAAAAAUGUUGCUAUCGAAUCUUGUGGAUAUUGGAAUCAAUCAUUAUUAAUACUUAAUCGAACAAUAUGUCAUCAUGCUUUUCAAUAUAUUCAAUGUUUAACACCAUUAAAAAUAAAAUGUCAAAAUAUGUUGUCAAAUGAUGAGCAGAUUUUACAAGUUCACACAUUUUUACAAAAAUGUUAUAAAAAAUUUAUUAAAUCAUCAAAAAAUCAUAUCAAUUGUUUAAAUUCAAAUUUUAUUUUUGUUUUUAUUAGUUUAAUAACUUAUCUUAUUUUUAAACAAGAAUUAAAUCAAGUUGUAGAAAAUUUUUUUCGGUUUAUUUAUUUUUGA
This is a messenger RNA of Rotaria sordida, 699 nucleotides long. NCBI's taxonomy places the organism in Eukaryota, Metazoa, Rotifera, Eurotatoria, Philodinida, Philodinidae. The record is from the annotation of a GenBank genome assembly.